Molecule: messenger RNA, 1170 nt
Organism: Acaulospora morrowiae
Lineage: Eukaryota; Fungi; Glomeromycota; Glomeromycetes; Diversisporales; Acaulosporaceae
Source: the annotation of a GenBank genome assembly
AUGGUACCUCCUAACGUCGAACUUACUUGUCGCCCAACAGCCGGAGCGAAAAAGGCUGUCGGCGAUGUCACCACAUUUGAGCGUGGUUACAUACCUCCUAACUUUACCAUUAAAGAGAUUCGUGAAGCAAUUCCCGCCCAUUGUUUUGAGAGAAGUGCGUUAAAAUCGGCAAGCUAUGUGGCAAGAGACCUUGCCGUAAUUGCGGCGCUCGCCUAUGCAGCAACUUUCAUAGACGUCUAUCUACCUCCGGUGUGGCGUUAUGUUGCGUGGCCUCUGUAUUGGUUCUUUUGCGGUGCUUUUGCUACCGGUGUAUGGGUAUUGGCACAUGAAUGUGGCCAUCAGGCAUUUUCACGUUCCACGACUCUUAAUAAUACCGUUGGUUUCAUACUGCACACGGCUUUGUUGGUUCCAUAUCACUCCUGGAGGAUCACUCAUUCCAAGCAUCAUAAAUUUACUGGUCACGUGAGCAAAGAUCAAGUAUUUGUGCCAAAGACACGAUCGAGGGUUGGUUUAUCGCCAAAAGACGCGGUCCAUCACUCGGUAUUUGAAGAUGCACCAAUCGUCACGCUCUUGAACCUGAUUGGACAACAGUUAUUUGGGUUCCCGUUAUAUCUGUCCUUUAACAUGUCGGGUCAAUCAUAUGAUGAUCGUUGGGCGAAUCAUUUUAAUCCGUCGGCUCCGAUGUUUGAUCGUAGAGAUUUUUAUGACGUCAUAAUCUCAGACAUCGGAAUAAUUAUUGCCCUGUCCACCAUCUUCUAUUUCUCUUACGUCUACUCGUUUCUGACUGUAGCAAAAUACUAUCUGAUACCUUAUCUUGUGGUAAAUCAUUGGCUCGUCCUAAUCACCUAUCUUCAGCACACCGAUCCUAAACUGCCUCAUUAUCGUGAAGGACAAUGGAAUUUUGUACGUGGAGCGGCCACCACAGUUGAUCGUCAUUUAGGUUUUCUCGACGCCAUCUUCCAUAGAAUCACCUCCACGCACGUGGCACACCAUUAUUUCUGCAUGAUGCCUCAUUACCAUGCCGAAGAGGCAACCAAACAUCUUGCCAAAGUUCUCGGUUCAUAUUACAUUUUUGACGACACUCCUAUUUUCAAAGCUUUGUGGAAUAGUCACAACGAGUGUAAAUACAUAGAGGACGAGGGUGAGGUGGUGUUUUACAAAAAGAACUAA